GCGGUCAAACCCUUCGACUGACGGAAGGGGGGGAAGAGGCUGCGCGGUUUGCGGUGACUCGCUGUGAAGCCGUGGCGGCGGUUAGCUGGUGCGAGGCGAGCGACGCGUUAAAACGACCGCAGGACGGCUCGUGCCUGGCGGUUCGGGGGGCACGUGAACGUCUGGACCGCAACCCGACUUUCUGUCUGCGUCAUAGAAGCUAAAGAGGUGAACAAUGGUGCUGUGCCCUGAAGGUUGUACAUCCGGAUCAGGAGGAGAAUCUUCUUGCAGUGAGGCGGGUUCCAGCUGUCUUCAGUUUGGAGUUCGCUCCUAUCUGCAUCACUUUUAUGAAGAGUGUUCGUCCUCCGUGUGGGAGAGGGACCCAGAGAACCGGGGGUCAGCCCACGGCCACAGAACCGCCCUGUGGUGGAACUCAGCUGUCUGGAAGGUGUCCUUGGCUCUGGGUCUGCUGAUGCUGACGGCAGGUGUUGUGUCUCUCUCCGUCGCUUACUCCGCACCCCACAAAAUUGAGUCCUUCGGCGAGGGAGACCUGUUCUUCGUGGACCCCCAGGCCAUCAGCUACAACAGGGGUCUGCACUUCAGCACGGCGUCCGGGAUCGGGCUGUCGUGCCUGGGCUCCGCGCUGGCUGUGAUGGGGGUGGUCGUCUGGGUCCUGCCCAAGGCCAACCUUAAAGAGCGGCUGUUCCACCAACCGAGGGAAGCUGAUCAGCGGGGGGAGCCGGGCUCGAAGUGGAGGGGAUUCAGGGAUGUGAUAACUAAGCCGCCAGAUACAGGAGAAGGAAAGAUGCCUUUUACUCUGGCUAAAGUGAAAAAUGUGCAACCCGCUUCCUAGAGAGAGGCACAUAAUCUGAUUCUGACCCCUUGUUUACAUCGCUUCCCUGUCGUCUCUGAUUGGAUUAUAGACUCACUAUAGACUCACACAUACUGUGUAGUGCGUUCACAUUUUAAGUCUGAUUUUUUUUUUUUAAAGUCUUCCAUCACCAUCUUCAAAACACAUCAAAUUUAUACAUUUUAUAGUCCGAAUUUGGACUAAAAAAAUGAUUUAUUUUUAUUACUGAAGUUCUUCUAAGGAUAACAAUUACUUUCUUAAGAUUUCCUUAAAAUACAGGUGUUUUUGAACAAAACUUUAAGCCAUAACUGGGUUACUUUAUGAGCCCUAAAGAACAUUAGAGCCACCUGAAGAGUUUUGAUAAUUAGAAAUAAUCAUAACAGCUUUACUCUUUAAUAAAAAUGAGACCCAGAGAAAUGACCCAGUUAAUGUGAAGAAGCAGAAAAACAGAGCUAUUGACUGUGGGAUGUAUUUGUUCAGCACACAACCGUUAUAAUUUUAACACACACCCAAUAACACACCAGAUAGCUUAUUGAGUACAUACUGUAUGGACUGAUCAAACACAAUAAAAGUAUUGGUACAAUGUAAGUUGUAAGGUUUACAGACAGCUUUCAGCUUGGUGCGGUUGACCGGCAACCAAAUGGAUCGAACUUGAAAAAUCCAAUUAUAUUUUAUCUUCUUUACAGUGAAUUUGCCCUACCUAAGAUGAUGCUUUACACCAUUAACUACAGUUUUAAGAACAUCAUAAUACUUGGAGAUUUUUUUUUUUCAUAUUUGUAGCUCAUGAUAGUUGCAGUAGUAGCACCACCUGUCAGACAAAAAGAUUGAGCACAAGAACUGAGAAGUCAGCCUUGAACACAGAAGUCACCUCGAUGAAAGCAUGAAUAGAAAAGUGCUAAAUAAAAACAAAACAUAUGUCAGGAAACAGAUAGAUGUUUUAAUUUCUGCUCCGGUUUUUGUGCUCACAUUUCUGCUAAUCUGCUAAUAGCGGUGCUAAUUUUUAGCUCUGCGCUUUAGUAGCUUUGCUAGCUUGAAAAUGUUUAGCGCACUUAGCUUCCCCUAAGUUAAUUUUUCCAGAUAAAUCCCAAACUGAUUAUUUACUGGACUAUUUUGUAAACUUUCAAUUAAAUGAAAUUCAGCAUCUUUGUUGAAGUUUUGGUUACCCACUCUUCAUUCAUGCUCUUAUUUUGAAGUGGGUGAAGGCUGUUUAAUCUGCAGCGCCGUUUCUUUUCUUUACAUGCUUUUUUUUUUUCUCUCCCUCCCAAUAAUUUUAUUUAAAGUAAAAAAAACACAUAAACAAAAUAAAACUGACAGUAGAGAUCAAGAUAUAAACAUAAAAACAAUAAGUAAGGACAUUAUACAGUGGUGUAAAAAAAUGUGUGUCCCCUUCUUGAUUUUCUUUUUGUUUGUUUGUGUGAGCAAAUAUUUAUGAAUAAGGCUUUACGGCUAGAGCGAUUAGUUAAUUGGAGACAGGUUACUGUUUUCUAAAUGAGGUGGACGAUUGUGAGGGGGAAGCUCAUGGUCAAAAAUGCACGAGUUUUGACUACAUGUUAAAUUAUCAGCACCAUCUAGUGGCCCGGCAUGACAACUACAGCUGACGCAGGGUGUCUUUGCUGUGUCGUCUAAACAUGGAACUUUUUCCCCAAUCAACAUCUGAAAAUACCAGCAGUUUCCAGACUGCAGUCUCAUGUAAACGUAGCCUUAGUCACAUGGUCGGUACAGUCAAACAGUCUCCUUCAUUUGGCUCCUGCACUGAAUAAAGAUAAUUGCAGCAGGCAUAUAUUGUAAUAAGUAACAUUCAGGUGGAACAUUUUAAGAGACAAGUUGUUUUCUAUUUAUUAAUGAGAUUUGCUGUUAUCAGUAGACUUUUUUUUUUUUUUUUUUACCUGACGGACAGAAAAAUUUAAAUCCCACAAUGAAAGAGCAAAUUUUCCUGCUCGACGUACUUUGUGUCUCUCCAAACCCAAAACCUGUCAUCACCUCAGUCGUUUAGCUGCUGAAUCCCUGCUAGAGAAAUCUGUCUCGACUUCGACACAAACCACGUUGUAUUUCAUCCCGUACGUUUGGGAUGGUCCUUAUCAUCCCAGCUGUUUUGUAACCCUUUCAAAAAGAGAAACAGUUUUUGCUGAAUAAGAAAAAAAGAAAUCCAUCCUCCUCAGCUACCUAUUACCAAGAAGCUCAAACACGUUUCCUGCACAGAUCAAAGCAGAGAGCGCUUACUCCAUCUUUUUCCUGCGGUGUCAGUAAGCAGCUUCAGAUUCAUUUGAUGUAAUACCUUUGGAAAGGUCUUUUCCUCAAACACAUUUUACUUUAACAAAAGCAGGCAAUCGCCCUCUCCGAUCCCAGAUGAGAUGUAAUCGUUCGUAUAUGUAUCUGUUUUAGGCAGAUAAGACUCCGAAGGCAAUUGUGAGGUUUUGUUUGGUUUUGUAACUCUUAAAGUAUAUUUGUUAUCCAAAAUGCUCCCACUUUAAUGGAUAACAUAAGUUCUUUUCAUGGUAAAGAAGUAGAAAUCGUUUUGCAGCUGCAGCUGCCUAAUAUAAAAAUGUUAGCAGAUACAAAGUGAGUAAACUUUAACCCACAGUAGCAUAUUUUUAACAUCUGAGAAAUUCACAUGCAGACUGCUAUUGCAAGUAGCUAUGGCAACCUUGCAAAUCACACUAAUUGGUCGUAAGUUGUACACAGUUCAAGUCAUUCAUCUCUGUAAUUGUUUUGUCUCUAUUUUAUUAAAAUUACAUCCUAAUUGACUAGAUAGUUGCAUGGAGCACGGCAGCUGUUUACUGCCACGUUCAAAUUAACUGAUAAGAUUUAAAAGAUAUCGAAAGUCAAAUUUUCAGUUUAAACUUUUUCCAACUGUUUAUGAUGUUUGUUUGUUUUUUUUUUGAGAGAGAGAAAUCUGAAUUCAUUCGACAGAUCGAAGCUGUACAAAACAAGGAAUUUCAUUUGGAGUCAUAGUGAUUGGUGAAUAUUUUGCAUCACAACACCUCUUGUCUCUUUUAACUGCAACGUUUUAUUCCACUUCAGUUUUGGGGUGGUGACUGAGUUUGGCUGCAGACUGCCUGUUGUUUUCAACCACUGUCCAGUGAUGGAGAGGAUUCAGUGGUCUAUGCUGUGGGUUUUACAGAGCAGCAAUAUCUCCAUCCUGACUAAGCGACUUGGUUUCAUAAGCUUUGUGGUUAUUCAGGCAGUUGUUUUGAUUUGUUUUAAUUAAGAAAACAGUAGAAAUAUGGAUGGCAACUCUUCUUUGAACUAAGUUUUUGUUAAAUUACCAAUGACGCUCUGUAAUAUACCAUUGACUACCUAAGAUUUGUAGAUUAUUUUAUUAUCUGUAAUUUUUUUUUUGUUUUUCCAUAUAUUGUUAGACAUGAAAUGGAAGACUUAGAAAAGGGCAUGCUUUUUUAUUUUAAUUAGAUUGGAUUUUAUGUCUUUGACAAUUUAGCACUUUUAUUUAUUUAUUUUUUUUUAAUAUCAACAUUAUUUUAAAAUAAUAACUAUGACUUCCACAUCUGCUACAUAGAGGACCCUGUGUGAGACCCUCAUCAGUGUGGUGACAUGCAGACGGAGGCUCUAGAUAAGAAAAUAUUCAUUAACCAUCUGGUUUUACAUUUUCACACAUCUGCGCUAAUGCUCGGUUUUACUGUAUGAAACACAUGUAGAGUCACGCAUGCUGCCACUCACCCGGUCACCCCCACACACACUGUAAUUUGUACUCCUUUGACAGUACCACCUAUUUUCUCCCCACUGUAAUCUGUUGCUGUAAUUGCCUGUAAUCUGUGUAUCUAGGCAACAGUUGGGCUGCAAGUGCUCUAUUUUGAACUCAGAACAAAGUCUCUCUCCUGAUUGGUCCUUCACACCGCCAUCUCUCUUUAUCAUCACAUGUAUCAGAUUUGUUGUUUUCAGGUAUAAACAGUAGUGGCGCUGAGGUAAAGGGAAAUUGCCACCUGUCCGGUUGGGUCCUCCUGUUCGCCAGGAGUUAAAAACUGUACAUAGUGGGACCGCCGUAGUGUCGGGAUAUGCUGCAGUUGUUCAGGUGGAUGUGACCGUGUUUUGUCGUUUGCCAUUUUAUUGUUUUCCAGAAAUAAAACUGGGGUUAGCAACAGCAGUGAAAAGCAAAGGACCAAAAAUAAAAUUGUAAUCUGCAUACCAAGUA
This is a messenger RNA of Xiphophorus couchianus (Monterrey platyfish), 4976 nucleotides long. RefSeq names its product neurensin 1-like (gene nrsn1l). NCBI's taxonomy places the organism in Eukaryota, Metazoa, Chordata, Actinopteri, Cyprinodontiformes, Poeciliidae. Gene Ontology annotation, biological process: nervous system development. Bases 215 to 832 code for a protein of 205 amino acids. The record is from RefSeq and is a predicted model, not a curated record. Gene Ontology annotation, cellular component: neuron projection; neuronal cell body; transport vesicle. The transcript is spliced from 4 exons.